Molecule: messenger RNA, 609 nt
Organism: Zea mays
Lineage: Eukaryota; Viridiplantae; Streptophyta; Magnoliopsida; Poales; Poaceae
Source: RefSeq, marked provisional
UCACUGCCUCUCCCUCCCUCACUCAGCCAAACCUGACAUCAGCCUAUUACAAGCGUCAGUAGAGAUCUUCCAGAUGGCCAUGGCCAAGCCCCCACUUCAGACGGCCGCGAUCAUCCUUUUCGUGCUCCUCGCGACCGUGUCGUGCCUCCACACCGUCGACACCGCCGCUUUAGGGUUUUGCUGGGGCAAGUGCAGCGCUCGGUGCGCGCGGGCAAGCGCGCGGCGGGCGUGGGCCGCGUGCAUGAGCUCAUGCGGCCUCUGCUGCGAGGAGUGCAACUGCGUGCCGCGCGACAUCCAUGACUGCCCCUGCUACAGCAACAUGUUCACCACCGGCCCCAAGAAGAUGCCCAAGUGCCCCUGAGACUGAGACUGUGAGGCCGGCUCACACUGCGACUGCUGCCUACAACUACGAUCUGAUCCAUGCUGGACCAGACAACCAGUUAUGCAUGUUAUGGAUCCGGAUACUUAUUUGGUUUUGUUAGAUUUUUUGUUUUCUUUGUUCGCUUGUGAAUAAGUAGAAUGCUGAAUCUACUAUGAAUAUUUGUAUUUUGUUUUUAGCAUUAAGCUAGUUAAGAUUAAUAAAAAUUAAAUAUCAAAUUUGUUCUAUAU